Xenopus laevis (African clawed frog) is the source of this 3662-nucleotide messenger RNA. RefSeq names its product solute carrier organic anion transporter family member 5A1 S homeolog (gene slco5a1.S). Gene Ontology annotation, molecular function: serine-type endopeptidase inhibitor activity; transmembrane transporter activity. Lineage: Eukaryota; Metazoa; Chordata; Amphibia; Anura; Pipidae. The coding region runs from base 769 to 3399 and encodes 876 amino acids. Gene Ontology annotation, biological process: sodium-independent organic anion transport; transmembrane transport. Gene Ontology annotation, cellular component: membrane; basolateral plasma membrane; plasma membrane. The record is from RefSeq and is a predicted model, not a curated record. The transcript has 10 exons.
UUCCUGGCUGUGUGAUUGGCUGCCGGGGCUUCAAUUGCCUCUUUGCUUUACAUUAGAGCAGAUUGAGAGAGAAAGAAAGGAGAGGGAGGAGAAACCCCCUCGCCGCUAUCAUAGCGGGACCAGAGCAUAACGGGACCAGGGAGAGGGGAGGCAGCUGAUCGUGGGACGGACUGUACCAACAGCACAAUAGCUUUCCUCUUACAGUAACGCACGCUGGCUCCAUGCUCGCCUCGCAAUAAGCAGCAGAAGCACAGUCAGUCAGUAAGAGUAUUCAGGCUCUGAUUCAUUGCUGCUGACCUUCACCUCAGGAUCAGCAGAAUUACCAUUGGAGACUUUUACUGGAGACAAAAGGGAUGAAAGAACUGCUGUCCGUGGUGGAAACAGACACGUGAAAGAUGAUGGGGGAUAAAUAAUGGCAAACAAUGCACCAGAGGAUGGAGCUGUAUUGAACUAAUAGCACUUUUCUAUUGAGCAACACCUCCAAAUAGAAAGCUCUAUGGGCCAACAGCAAGUGGAGGGAACAGAAUCCCAUUACCUUUGGAUUCAGGGAGUCAUUGUUCAUAUUAAAUUCACUAUGGGAUUCACAACAGUGUAUUGAUGGAAGCUAUGAAUAGAAAACACUUUUCGGGGGGGAAAAAAGACUUUUUUUUUGUUUUUCCAAAUUAACAUAAUACAGAAGGAAUAUGCUGUGCUGCUCUGAAUAUAUAGUUAGUCCAUUUCACAUUGAUAUAUCUUUUAUUCAUUGCACAAGAUAUAUAUUUGCUGAUCAUGGCUUUAGAAAUCCAUAAUGCACCGGCUUUAAUUGCCACAUAUCAACCUGACUGCAAUGACCAUGAAGAAAAAGAGGGACCCAGGGAAUAUGUGGAGAACUACAGGUCUCUAAGUCUGCCAGUCUUAAAUGGGUGUUGUAGAACUGCUUGUCAAGGGUUUGAAGGAAAACUGGUGGACACAACACAGACAAACUUGACUCGGGAUACGAAAAGAUUUUUGCACAAUUUUCAAGGUAAUAUUGAUGCUCAAGGGAGACUUUCUAGUGAUGUAACAUCUCAAAGUCAUGCAUCUUCCAGCAGGAUGGACAUUUCUUUUCAAACCACUAACUUUUUGGCAUUGGGAAACCCAGAAUCAAAUAGCAAUGGUGGCAAACGGAAAGGGCUCUCUCAGUCUUCAACAGCCUCCUCCAUAAGAAGCAGGAAAGGAGUUUUUAUUGCACUGGCAGACUCCCGGUGUUUUCUGGUAUGCAUGAGCUUUCUAACUUUUAUCCAGUCCUUAAUGGUCUGUGGUUAUUUAAGUAGUGUAAUCACUACCAUUGAAAGAAGGUAUAGUUUAAAGAGCUCUGAAUCGGGACUCUUGGUCAGCUGCUUUGAUAUAGGCAGUCUUCUGGUGGUGGUGUUUAUCAGCUACUUCGGCGGCAAAGGACAUAGGCCGCGAUGGCUGGCAAUAGGAGGCCUGCUCAUUGCUCUCGGAGCGGCUCUGUUUUCUUUACCUCACUUUAUUUCACCACCAUAUCAAAUUCAAGAGCUGAAUGCUUCAGUCUCAAAUGAAGGAUUGUGCAUGAAUGGCAACACUACGGCCAAAGAUUCAUUGGAGUCAUCAUUGUGCCCUGGUGAAUCAGGUGGGAAAGAUCACUCCCUUUAUGUAGCUUUAUUCAUCUGUGCCCAAAUACUGAUUGGCAUGGGAUCUACACCUAUUUAUACUCUGGGACCAACAUACUUAGACGAUAAUGUCAAGAAGGAGAAUGCAUCAUUGUAUCUAGCAAUUAUGUACGUCAUGGGUGCACUUGGCCCCGCUGCAGGGUACUUAGUGGGUGGAGUCCUCAUUGGGUUUUAUGUAGAUCCCAGAACCAUUGUCCACAUCGAGCAGAGUGAUCCCCGUUUCAUUGGGAACUGGUGGAGUGGAUUUCUGCUUUGUGCCAUGGCCAUGCUACUUGUCAUAUUCCCAAUGUUUACUUUUCCAAAAAAGCUUCCACCUCGACAGAGAAAGAAGAAAAAGAAAGGAAACUCGUAUGAUGUUUCCAGCGAAGAUGAUGUCAUGAAAGAGAAAUCAAGCAACAAAAUGAAAGCAAAUGCUGAUCCCGGUCCCUCUAUUGGCUUUGGGAAGGAUUUUAAAGACCUCCCAAGAGCAGCAGUCAGAAUUUUAAGCAACAUGACAUUCCUUUUUGUGAGUUUGUCAUACACAGCUGAGAGUGCCAUUGUCACCGCUUUUAUUACCUUCAUUCCCAAGUUCAUCGAGUCACAGUUUGGCAUCCCAGCUUCUAGUGCCAGCAUCUACACUGGCCUGAUCAUUGUGCCAAGUGCAGGGGUUGGCAUAGUACUGGGAGGUUAUAUCAUUAAGAAGUUGAAGCUUGGAGCAAGAGAAUCUGCAAAGCUGGCAAUGAUCUGCUGUGGUGUUUCCCUGCUCUGCUUUUCCACCUUGUUCAUUGUAGGAUGUGAUAGUAUUAACCUCGGGGGUAUUAACAUACCUUACACCACUGGACCCACACUCACCAUGACGCAGAGAAAUUUAACCGGUGGAUGCAACGUUAACUGCGGCUGUAAAAUUCAUGAAUAUGAGCCAGUCUGUGGUUCAGAUGGAAUAACCUAUUUCAAUCCCUGCCUUGCUGGUUGCAGCAGUGUGGGAAAUCAUAGUGUAGCGAUGAGAAAUUACACGGAAUGUGGCUGUGUCCAAAGUCGCCAGGUCAUCACUCCUCCAACUGGGGGACAACGUAGUCAGAUGCAAGUGGUCAUUGUGAAAACAUAUCUGAACGAGAAUGGCUACGCUGUGUCCGGGAAGUGCAACCGAACAUGCAAUACUCUUAUUCCGUUCCUUAUCUUCCUUUUCAUUGUUACACUCAUCACUGCUUGUGCUCAACCCUCUGCAAUCAUAGUGACACUCAGGUCAGUGGAUGAAGCAGAGAGGCCAUUCGCAUUAGGAAUGCAGUUUGUUCUGCUAAGGACUCUGGCUUACAUUCCCACUCCCAUUUAUUUUGGCGCAGUUAUUGACAGGACGUGCAUGCUCUGGCAGCAGGAUUGUGGCGUUCAGGGAUCUUGCUGGGAAUACAACGUGACAUCGUUUCGCUUUGUUUAUUUUGGAUUGGCAGCUGGUCUGAAAUUCUUAGGAUUCAUUUUUAUAUUUCUGGCCUGGUAUUCCAUAAAACACAAAGAGGAUCAAUUGCAGAGGAGCAGAUGGAGAGCGUCGCCAAUAAGCACAGUCAGUGAGAUGGUCGGCAAUGCGACCGCUGAGCAGAGUUAUGCACGCGCAAGGUCCUGUCCAGCUUUUGGUGCUAGGGAUGAACCCAAUGAAAAUAUAAACCACCUCAACCGAGGAAUCCAACACACAGCACAAACCUACACUGGAACUUUCCUAGAAGCAAUAAAUUCCUCCUUUGAAAACUCUCAAGAAGAAACCCCAGCUGAAACUUAGACCAGACAAUCAGUUUCAUGGACCUCUCGGUUCCUUGGAGGAGUUCAGUGUUGGCGCCUUGUGGAACACACGUGCCUUCUUUUUCAACUAAAAAGGAGAAAUCACAACGCAUUUUAUGAGUAGCUACAGGGUGAUUGAGGGCUGGUUACCUCAACAGUUCAUUUAUUCUCCUAAAUAAGUGGAGUUUUUAGUUUUUAGUAGUAUCUUCAUCUGUUCUCCUACCCUAUGUGAUAGAGUUACAAAAAUGUUCGAAGUUCAGCAAG